CUAAGGACUUCAAAUAUGACUAUAAAUAAUGUCUUAAUAACACUUGUAGAUCUUAAUGCUUUGAUGAAUUAUUAUAAAUUAUUAUAAAUCAUUCUUAGAUAUUCCGUUAAAGAGGACUCUCCCUAAAUAAUUUUGCUAGCUUUUCUCCAGUUAUCCAAAAGUAAUAAACUAUUUAAUUAUUGAUUCAAUAAUGGAGGCAAAAGAGCAUUUUCUGAGUUCCUACCGGUUAGUUAUUUGAGAGGUAACAAAGAUGUAUUGUGUACCUACUGUAUGCCAGGCCCUUCUUAGGCACUGGGGAAAAUAUUAGUAAACAAAAGAGGCAAAAAAAUGAAAGAAAGAAAGGUACAAAGAAAGAACAAAAAUUCUGCUUUUGUGAAGCUAAUAUUGUCCUAGAUGUUGCAAUGAAAGCAACUGACAAGUCAGACAUGAUCCCUGCCUGCAAUGAGUUUAAAUUCUGAUGAGAAAAAUGGGCAAUAAACCAGAACAAGAGUUUUUAUAAUUGGUGAACAAUGUAAUGCAUAAGGUGAUGGGAAAUGACAAGAUCAUUCUGAGUCCCACUUUAGAUACAGUGGAAAGGGAAGAUCCCACGUGGAGGUGAUGAUUAAAACAUGAAGAUAAGGUGUUGGAUAUUUAAUAAACAUAAAAUUAUAAAUAACAUAGAAAAUGUUAUGGAACACUAAACACCAAAAUUGUAUAUGUAGGAAGAUACGACUGAACAAAGGGAUGGUUGUACUCUUAAAUUCUCAUUCAGUAGCUCAUAGUUGUUUGGAUUGUUUCCACAAAUGUUUUUCUCUUAUAAUAGAAAAAAAUUUUUAUUUUCAUGUUCUUAUUCUGUGUGACAGAAAAGGUCAGAUUGUUUUCUCAAAAGUUGCUUUAAUUUGCAUCUUAGGUCUUGAGUGUUGAGCAGAUUUGAAGGUGUGAUUUGAAGCGAGGGAAGAAAUGAGAUGUUAAAUAAUUUAUGAUUACUGCUAAUAUUCAAAGGAAAUGGAAUAUUGAAAAAUAAAAUAUUGAGUUAAUUUUUGGAGGUCCAUAUUUGAAAUUGUGGAUGCCUAAAAUCAGAAAUUUGGGGAAAAUAAACAUUUUUCAAAGCAGACGAAGACAGAAACAAGAUUUUAGGUCCCAAGUUAUAAUAUCAAGAAUAAAAGGGAAAAAAGAAUGCUUGUUAAGAAUCAUAGCAAUAAGUCAUCCACAUGAUUCUGUGGUCAGGCAGCUGAGGAGUUGGCUGGUUAAUUAAAUUCUGUUUCAAUGCCAACUUAAAAAAAUUGACUGUAAUUUGCUAAAGCCUAAUAAGGCAUCUUCUCUGUGCUACUUUGCCAGACUGGAAAGGGACCUUUGGCAAGUCUCUUCUCUGGUUCCUACAUCACACAGGUAAGGAUAACAGAGGUCAUGGGCAAGAUGGACCAAGAGAGUUAGAUUAUUUUAAGUACAAUGUAGAGAAAGAUUUGUUUGCUUGUUGAUGUUCUACCUUGAGGCUGUCUGGAAGGGAUCACUUUCCUUUAUCCAGUAAGAUCUGAAACAUUAAAACCUCCACAGUUCUCUUAGGAGAAACCCAAUGGAAACUAUGGCCCGAGAUAACAAGUCAGGGCCAGAAGAAAAGAGAGAAAGAGUAGGGGUAGGGAGAAGACCACAAACUGCCAAAGAGACCAUUCAAAAAGCAGAAGGAGGAGGAGGAGGAAGACUAGGGAAGAAAACAGAGCAUUGUGGCUCAAGGGGAAAAGUCAAACCUAUUUUGUGCCACCUGAGGCCUGUGUGUGCAGGCUUAAGUGUUAGUAAGAUUUUAUUUCUGGUGGUGAACUGUUCCUUUCUGUCCUUCCAAGUUUUAAGGGCAUGGCUAAGGGGUUGUAUCUACUGUGUGAAUGUGACUCUACAAUAAGGUGCUUUUCUCUUUGCACAAGAAGAUGAUGCUACUUAUUCAUCCUCACGGUACAUGCUGUUUUUCUAUUCACAGGGAUAGUCUUAUACUAAUCCUGCCACUCAGUUUCUUUGGACUCCAUGGAGACUAGCUGGUGCUGUGUACAGGCAGCUGGUUGUGGUGGUGGUGGCCAGCAGUGGGCUUGGCCCUGUGACCUCCACCUCAUAGACUGAAUGCUCAACCACCAACUGAGCGUGGGCUUGAGUUGCUCAGAGCUGGGUUGCAAUCAGGGCUCCGACCCUUCCUAUUAAUUGUAAAGGUUAUAUAGGACACAGGUCUUCACUCAUCCUCAAUUAUUUUAUGCAUAAAAUGGGAAUAAUAAUUGCUCUUUCAUGGUAUGAUUGAGAGGACACUGAUAAGCAAAACAUGGAAAACAUUUACCUCAAAAACUAAAUAAUACCCUUUCUCACCCUUAGCAACAAAAGGUAACAAGGUGGCUUUCCUUCAAAUGUUAUUUCUACCUGGGCCAGAGAGAAACAGCUGUCCACAGGGCAUUAAGUACUGGCCAGAAGAAAAGCCUUCUUCCUCCUGGAGCCAUGGUACACACCUGUAAUACCAAUAACUCUAGAGGCUGAGGCAGGGGGAUUGAGAGUUCAAGACCAGUUAGGACAAUGUAAGUGAGACCCUGUCUCAAAAAAAGAAAAAAAAAAAGAAAAGAAAAGAAAAAACCCUCAUUCAUAACAAUGUGCAUUAAUAACUGUGUAAGUGCUAAUGGAAAGUCUUACACAACUUAAAGCAAUUAAAGUAUACCCCUCACUCAUCCCAGGGAAUCUGAGAAUGUCUGUGUUUGGAAAGUCAUUUUUCUCCUUUGUGGUUUGCAUUUAAUCUCUCUCUUCAUUUCCAGUCUUGGUCUCCCUUUGAUAAACUGUUCUUCUUUUUCGAUGACAUAUUAUUUAUCCCAUUAUGCCACUGUCAGAGACCCUAAAUAUAACUAUAUCCUUUUCCUAACUGGCAGAUGAUCUGGCUUUCAUUCUUCAUUUCUUUAAUCAUGUUAAAGUUUUACAUACAGUGAUACAUUUCACAAGACUUUCAGGGAAUACUGAGAAACUUUCUCUACAGAGAUAAAAAUAAUGAUGCUGAGUCACUUCCUUUGUUGCUCUUUGAAUUCCCAUAUAAAGUUAUCAACCAAGUAUACCUUGCCUGGCUUAGUAAGUGGGCCCACUUACCCUGGGUUAAUGCUGGUAACAUUAGUCACUGUUAAUUGCUCAAGAAGUGAGAUCAGGUAGGCAAUCACUGAGUUCAUCUGUAAAAAAAAAAUGACUGUAGUCACAUUAAGGAAUAAAAAGGCCCUAUGGCUACCAAAGGACUGAAAGUUAUUUCAGCAGAACUGAGAGCAUCUAUUUUCUUUGUAACAAAAAAUGACCCAGAACUCUGAAAAUGCCAGGAGGCAAGAAGUUUUAAGUUCUUGUUUUACCCUAAAUCUGGUCACUGUUUUUAGAUUUAUGGACUUUUUUUCUUUUAAUAGGUAGAGUCUGUCCUAUUCCAAGUUUUUAAAGAAAUUGUGGUUCGAAUUAAAACUGAUUUUUUGGAAAUUGACUUUAUUUGAAAAAGUUUUCCCUUUAAAAUUUUUCCUGUACUGCCAUUCAUUUAGAUAAAACAGCAGAAAGAGAGCUACACAGAUAUCUUGAAGGUAAGUACCUGUUUUAGAACAGCCCUCUGUGUUGGCCUCUUGGAGAGGCUUAGCUAAGACUGUGCUCUCCGAGGGAGGGAAGACUCUGGAGGGAGAUUUUUCAGAACUGGGGGUACUGAAGUUAUGAUUUAACCUGCAUCCGGGACAUCUGACCUUGCAAUUUUGUAGUUUUCCAACUGCUGGGAGAAAUUCUGCUGAAAUCUGUUGUGUUGUCAUGACAGACAGGGCCAUAUGGAAAGUGCUGGAAAAAUUCCUCCCUAGACUAUAAUUGCUUUGAUGGGCAGAAACUCUGCCUUCUAUUCAACUAUGGGGUAUGUAUGCUUCCCAGUGUUUGAGGCCAUCUUCAGGAUCUAUCAGCCAAGGCACGAUCAACCUCAGAGCAAAAGAAAACACUCUGCUUGCCUGAAGAAGCCAACAAUAUUUUAUUUCAUUUUAUUUAUAGGAUCAUGUUACUUAAUCCCUAAGUACUUAAUAUGUACACGGGUUGGUUAUAUGGAAAAAACCCUCAAAACUGUUACAUGGUUUAUUUGUGGUCAUGCAAAUAAAAUUACCUAUUGGAUAAAUUCCUUCUUCUAAUUGAUUAUCUGGGUACCCUGUAUAGUAUGUGAGUGUAGAAGUCAGUAAGACUGUGUAGCUUAAUCGUUAAGAUCCAAGCUCUGUAACCAGAUUGCCUGGAUGUGAACUCUGCUCCAUAAUUUUUGAACAAUUCUGUGCCUUAGCUUUUCCAUCUACAAAAACAGUGCAAUAAUUAUAUCUAACUCAUCAGGUUCUUAUGAGGUUAAAUGAUAUACACAUUUAAAAGGUGCUUGAAGUAGUUCCUGACACGUAGUAAGCACUAUUUAAGUCUUAGUUGUAAUUAUUAUUAUGACUAGCACUAGGAAACCAAGAUUAUUGUGCCACUUUUUCCUUUUCUUUUCUUCUGUCUUUGCCUAGAGCUCUGACUUUGUGUCCAUACUCUUAUUCCUGAUAUUGCCAGUCUUUCUUUGGGUAGUGUUUUUAAUGGCAAUGGUGUGGGCAGAGGGAGUUGUCAGGGGAGAUGGCUAUGAGUUCACAACCCAAGUGUGAGAAGGUGGAUGCUUCAGUUGUUCGGGGCUCCCACUUCAUACCUACCCACAUGCCUUUUCAGAGGAAAGAACAUUUUUCCGUGUGGGGGUGGCAUUCAUAUUGGAAGGGGCUGGUUGAUGGUGUUAUUUUUGUUCCCCACAAAUGUGGAUGUUUAAAAUAGUGCUUUAUUCAAUCGGUGUAAGUGACACAUAGACUAUGUAUAGUGGUGGAGUUGGGCCUGGCAGGUGACAAGGGCCAGAUCUCACCAAAAUCAAGAUGUGGUUCUCUACCGAUAGUACUCAAGGAGUUGCUCUGAGGAUGGUCAGCACAGACCCCCACUUGGGUUUCCUGGCAAACUUGCCUGCACAACUACUGACUUGUUUGAAAUGGAUGUAACUCAGAGGCAGUGAACUGGGAUUUGGCUUUGUCUCCAUGGGGCAUGCCAGCGGGUCACAUUUCCUCUCUGAACCUCCCUCCAAGCCGCACUGUACUGAUGAAGGGAAAGGGACAAGGCUUCACAAGAAACAGCACAUGCUUUGCUUUCAUUUCUGGAAGUCCAGGGGUCGACCUACAGAUGCUGCUUCUUCCGUGGCUGAUGGCAUUCAGACCCCCAGCUGCCCACGGUGCCAGGCAAAUAAUUGGACAGGCCAGCUCAGCCACAAGUCACAGGCUGCAGUCUCGGCCAGAGCAGCAGCCCCCCAGCCACAGACCACCUCUGCCGCCCCAUCCAGGAGCCUUCCCACCUCCCUCCGCCUUGCCUCAGCCCCGCCACAGGGGCUGAAGACCUGGGAGGUGGUGACAGCAGUGGCAGUGGUGCCUACAGCCUUGGGGCCAGUCCAGGCACGUGGGACCCUGCUUCAGGCAACACUGCGGCCCCUCCAGGACCAAAGAGGGACCCAAGACAGCCCGGGUGCUCACCACUGCCUCUUCCUGUCGCUGGAACCUGGGCAAGGACUCGGAAUGGAAGCCGCCACUCCUGAGCCGAACUCGCAGGCCAGACUGGUGCAAGUACAGGAUCCAGUGAGCAGAAAGCAAGACAGCCGGGAGCGCCAGCAGCAGCUGCGGCCACUUCCCCAGCCUUCAGCCUCCUCCCAGCGAGAAGCAAAAUAUGUGGAGAUGUGCGCUUCAGCCAGAAUCCAGAGGGCGAGUCCCCGGACAGUGAAACUUACACUGGAACACCGCUCCGGGGAUCAGAAAGCCUCUAGGAGCCCAAAGGAGAAAGCCCAGGAUGAGCCCACUAGUCCAGAGUGCAGGACUCCAACCCCCCAGAAGAACCCCGCUUCCUCGGAACGCUCCAGCUCCCAACUCUCCCGCACUGAUGAGGGUGGCAACUCCUCCUCCUCCUCCUCCUCCCCUGUGGACAAAGCAGAAGACCAUGGCCUUUCCAAAAUGGAUGAAUCCGCCUCAUCAUCCGGGGCGGCUCUGGCUACCUCCUCUUCAUCCUUAGGCUUUGAGAGUGAGAGCGAAGUGAGUCGCCCACCCAAGGGAGGAGAAGUAGGGGAAAAAGCAAGAGGAGGAGAAGGGCAGGAAGGGGGAGGGAGGACAGGAGAUGGAACAGAGUGCAGGGCCAUUAUUGCCAAAUCCCAGAGUAACAGGGACCCCCCCAAAAAUGAAGAGGCUCACUACAUCACCACCCAUGAGAUCCAGCUGAGUGAGGUGGAGCAGGACAUGGAUUUCGACGUGGGGCUGGCCUCCCGCUGGGAUUUCGAGGACAACAACGUGAUCUACUCGUUCGUGGAUUAUGCUUCCUUCGGUGGCAGCGACGAGACCCCAGGGGACGUCACCACCCCCACCGAAGAGGACGACGACAACAGCUGCUACCUCAGCACCACUCCCAGCACCAAUGCCACCCGGACACCCAGCCCCACCAGUAGCGACCUGGCUCGCCUCAGUGCAGGCAGCAGUGGUCGUGACACCAGCAGCACGGAAGUGGGCAGUGUCCCCUCCGACAGUGACCCUACUCCCCCACCCACUGGGCCUGGCACUGCCACCCUGCCUGAGCCCUUGCUGGAGCUCCGGGAGGCAGCUUCAGGGGCAGCCGCCACCACCGCCAGCAGCUGUGGGAGUGCAGCAAGCCAGAUCCUCCUAUCAAUCAAACCAACUUCCCGGGCUAUAAAUGAGCCUAGCAACGUGCGUGCAAAGCAAAACAUUAUUUAUGCUGCCAAGCAUGAAGGCGACAUGAGCCUCCGAGUCUCUACAGCUGCUGAACACAAUUCAAGUUCACUGAAGCAAAACUCGGCUGCAGCCGUGGCUCAGGACCAUGCAAAGAAAUUCAUUGCUGUCCCUGCUCGCCUGCAAACCAGGUGCGGGGCCAUACGGGCAAAGGAGCUGGUGGACUACUCCAGCGGAGCCUCCAGUGCGGUGAGCGAACUGGACGAUGCAGACAAAGAGGUGCGUAACCUGACCUCCCGGGCUUUCCGGAGCCUUGCUUACCCCUACUUUGAGGCUCUGAACAUCAGCUCCCGUGAGUCCUCCACCACCCUCUCCGAAGUGGGCUUUGGACGCUGGUCAACCUUCCUGGACCUAAAAUGUGGAGGUGUUGGAGCCAGGGUGGAACAGAGCCUUCUCAGGAGCAGCGCGGCCUCUGUGGCUGCAGGUCUGAGGAAGGGCAGUGGGGCCCGUGGUACUGCAGACCAGCUUUACAUCCAGUCCAAGAAGUCCCAGACCAAGGCCUUGGAAUUUGUGGUCAGCAAAGUCGAGGGGGAAAUCAAACAUGUGGAGACACCCUUGUGUUUCCAGAAACAGAUCCAAACGGGUUCUCGCGUCGUCACCCUUCUGGAACCCCUGAAUUUACGCAGUGAGAGCAAAGCCAGCUCGGCCACUGGACCCUGCAGGGCCACCAAGGGCUCCAGCAAGGGACCUGGGUCGGUGUGCACAGAUGAUGGCUCAGAGACCUCUGAAAGCAACAAGCCUGCCCCCCGCGGUGAAGGCCCCCACAAGAAGUCCAAGUUUGCAUCCAGUCUGCUCAAAAAUGUCAUUUCCAAGAAGAUGCAACGGGAGCACGAGUUUAAAAUGGAGAGGGGAGAAGUCACUGACACAUCUCAUCACAACCUCCCCGGCACCUCCAAGGAAGCAGAGGGGUCUCCUGGGGCUGAGAAACUGCGAGACAGGGGCUUGCAGCGGCAGAAUUCCCGCCACUCAGAGGCGGGUUCGGAGUACACGGUGGUCAGUGUGUCUGACGCAGGUGGGGAGGGGUCUAAAUCCCCAAUUUUCAAAGCCAGUACUCCUCGAGAAGGCAACGCAGGUUCUGGCCGGAGUUUCACGGAUGGACAAACGGAAGUGUGUGAAAUUAAAAAGAGUGCCUCAGAGACUGUGAAAGGCAUCUUUCUCCGCAGUCAGAACAGUGCUUUUCGGUCAUGGAAGGAGAAAGAGGCCGAGAAGCGGGAAGAGAAAGCCCCCAUUGGGAAACUGAAACUCCCCAAAGGCGGGGACUGGAGGGCGGAUCUCGGGGAGAUCUCUGCCAGCAAAUCCACCAUCAUGUCUCGUCUCUUUGUCCCCAACAUCCAGCAGACGCCCAAGGACAAGCAGCCAGGGAAGCAGGCCACCAAGUACCCUGCUGCCCAGGCCACAACCACGGCAGUGAUCAGACCCAAGGCUCCCGAAAUCAAGAUCCGGCUGGGGAGCGUCCAACAGCCAAGCUCGGACUUCAAUAUUGCCAAAUUGCUCACACCCAAGCUGGCUGGAGGCAGCGCUUCUAACCUCUUUAAGACCAUUGAGGACAACAGCAGGGCACAGCAGAAACUGUUCCGUGGGGACAAUCUGGAAAAAGUGCCCCAGUUCCAGGUGAGAGAUGUCAGAGACAAGUCCAAGGCUCAAGGGCCCCUCCACCAGGUGAGAGAUGUCAGAAAACUAAUCAAAGGAUCAGGGGACAGCAGUGACAAAGGCAGCAUUACUCCAGAGCAGGGACUGACAGGGUCCAAACCCAGGCAGCUGGCUCCUGCAGCUGGUGGAUCCAGAUCCCUGUCUCCCAUGGUAAUUACGUGCCAGGCUGUAGUGAACCAGAGAGAAGACAGCAUGGACCGGGAGCCCAGGGAAGGCAUGGGCAAAGGGAACAGCAGCAGGAUCAUGAACUCUUCCUCUCCAGAAGGGACGGUCUUGGUACACAGGGCAUCUGGCAGGCUGCCUGUGGCCACCAUUGCCCCCAAUAAACCUGAGCAGGGCUCAUACCUGCCUGUGCUCAAGAUUGUCUCCAAGGCUGCUGCUCAGAAGACCCCAGAGAAAACCAAGGAGGAGGACAUUAAGGAGGAAGGUAAAACCCCAAAGCCAGCCCGAAAUGCCCUGGAGAAGCUGACGGCUGCAGUGAGAUCCAUGGAAGAGCUGUACAGUUUCAACAGGAAUGAGUGGAAACGGAAAAGUGAUCCCUUGCCCAUGAUGACAGACAGUCAUGUCCUGUCACUCAUUGCCAGUGAGGAGAGGGAAGGGGUGGUGGGUCCUGAGGGAAACCCUGACAAGUUGGCCAAACGACUAGGUGAGGUGGAAGAACGAGGUGCCGGAAACAAAGGUGCUGUGGUCCUGAGAGGGGCUUCCGUGGAACGUCUGCAGAGGAGAAACUCCAACCCCAGCACCGAGAGUGUGUCUGCCCGGGCAGCCGCCUUUGAGAACAUGGCCAGGGAAAGGCCCCGAUCCCUCUAUAUUCCCCCUGUCCACAAAGAUGUGGAAAGAACCCAGCCUCUGCAGCCCCUCCCACCACUCCCCAGCAACCGGAACGUGUUCACAGUGAGUGCCAGUAGCACUCAGAAAACUGGGGGUGUCGCUGGCAAGUUCCCACAAGGGCCUUCUCCAGAGAGCUCUUCAGUGGUCAAGGGCAUCAAAUCACAGGGACUCCGGUCCCUCAAGAUCUCUCCGGCCACCCAGGCACCACCCAAUGAGGCGACCAACAGGAAAAGUGGCAUCAAUUUGGAGAAGAGCAAUAGUGACUGUGAGAACUACCUGACUAUCCCCCUUAAGGGAACGUCUGCUGCAGGAGAGUUACCUGGUAGACCUGGUGCUGCAAGAGAGGGGGCCCCCAUCUCCUCAGCUGCCACUCUCUGCAGCUUACCCCCACUGAGUGCCCGAAGUCAGGUCUCCAGUAGCCCCAAGGGCUCUCAGGUCAGUGGAACCAGCCGGCCAGCUUGGCGUACCAAACCUGACAACCCCCGGGAGACAGCAGCAGCUGCCCGCUCAGGGCCACAGAGCCCCGAGCAUACACCCACUGCCAUCUACCACCAGCAGCCACUGCCCUUUACCCUCCAGGGUGCCCAACCUCAAGUCCUCUGCUUCUCACCACCAGGCAUGCCUGCCCCAGCUCCUGCAGGCCCAGCUGCUGUUCCUACAGACCCCUUCCAGCAGUCACCGCCUCAGCAAACUCAGCGCAAGAUGCUCCUGGAUGUGACCACGGGCCAGUACUAUCUGGUGGACACACCAGUACAGCCCAUGACUCGGAGACUAUUUGACCCUGAGACAGGGCAGUAUGUGGAUGUGCCCAUAACCUCCCAGCAGCAGGCUGUGACUCCCAUGUCCCUCCCUGUGCCUCCCUUGGCCCUGAGUCCUGGGGCCUAUGGACCCACCUACAUGAUCUACCCUGGGUUUCUGCCCACAAUGCUGCCCACCAAUGCUCUGCAGCCCACACCAAUUGCUCACCCUCCAGGGGGUGGUGAGCUCUCAAUGGCGACAGAGCCGCACAACAAAGAGGCAGCUGCAACUUUCACAGAGGCCCCCUACUUCAUGGCCUCUGGUCAGUCUCCUGCCACCUCUUCCUCCUCAGCCCCAGCAGCCACAUCCCAGCUGGUGGGAGCCAAGGGCUUUGCCCAGCUGCACGGCAAACCUGUCAUCAGCAUCACUUCGCAGCCCCUGGGACCGCGGAUCAUUGCUCCCCCUUCCUUUGAUGGCACCACCAUGAGCUUUGUGGUGGAACACAGAUGACGAGAAGUCACCAGAAAGCAGAUUGGAACAGCUGCUGGAGCAAGACAGAAAUACAACUCUCUAAAAGUUGAAAUGUAAUAGCACUAUGAAUCCAGCUGAAAAAUGUCCUCCACAUGAGUAAUUCUUAAUUUUUGCUUCUUAUAAACCAAGUGUGUAAGUUUUCAUAUUUUCCUGAACAAUUCUCUUAAAGGCAGUUUUGUUAUUUAAGUUUCACUAAGAUGAUUGAAUGGUUGCAUUUUUUUCCCCCUGUAAAACUAUUUCUUUUUAUACUUUAAUACAAGAGACAAGCUUUCUGUUCGCCUCCCUCCCUCUUGCACUCCUGACUAGGCAAACAAUCCCUUAAGUGUUUGCCAUGCUUCAAUCAAAACCCACAACCGAAUGGGAUGGCUUCUGUUGUAAACAAAGUGAGCAAAUCAGUAAUUUGGAUCACAAAUCACCUUACCGGUUCUUGGACUCUAUCAAAGGUAGCUGGCAGAGUUGUAGCACAUAUUCAGGUGUAAAAUAUAUUGGGUCUGCUCUUGGAAUCAUAUAUCAGCUAAACCUUCUCUUGUUUGUGCUCUGUGUUCUUUUAUUGGGCUUGGGAUGAUUUCAAAUGUGAUUGUGGAAAACAAUGGUUUUAACUUUUGUGCUUUGUUUUAAUUUUUUCCCACUUGUACAAUGCCAUGACACUAUUUGUUGCCUUAAAAUAGAUUGGCUUUGAACAGUGGAAAGUCAGUGACUGCCUUUAAAAUUAAGUUCUUUGUUUCAGAAAGGUAUAAAAUAUCUAUUUCCCUUUAAAAAUCCAACAUUUGUUAUGAGUGUGUAGCCUUUUUUUUUUUUUUUUCCCUAGUGAUUCCCUCCAUAGUUGUACACUCCUGUCUCUCACAGACUGGAGUCUGAAGAGUGACCUGUUUGGGGCAGUUGAGUAGAAUGUGAACUCUUAAUUCAGGGGCUCUAAUUCCCUCUAGCCCUGGCCCUCCCCAAAGCAGUAACCUAGAAUUACAGUGCUUGCUUGUUAUGAGGCAGGUUUUAAGAGAUGUUAAAAAAUCCAAAUCACUGGAUCUUUCACUGACAUUUGAUAUUGCCUCCGUUGUAAUCCAAUUCUGAAGGCUAUUUGAGUGAGUGUUCACAGUGAGUCUGAAGGGUUGAUUGAACAGACACUUAUUUAACUUGUCAUAAUUUAUAAGGUGUCAAUAUCCACUCAACAGAGGUUACAUUGAAAUAUUUCUUAAUUCCUUUAUAAAGAAAUAUCCCUUUAAAACCCAAACAAUUCUCCCAGACUGUCUUUCAGGAGUCUCCUUUUAUGAACUUAUUUGUUUAAAGCCAAGGCAUUUUGGUAAUUUUUCAGAAGCAUUAUUUUGAUAUGAAUGAUUGUCAGUAUUUGGUUUCAGCUUAACAAUUGCUCUCAAAGCCACAGAAUUAUAUGUAAUUCAUGAGACUGGAUUUCAUAUGAUUAAUAUAAUCUUAUUACUCUGUAAUUAUGCUUCUCAUCUAGACUUUUUAAAAAACAACAACAAAGGCACUUUCAGGGGAUUUCUUAGCGGGAAUCUCAUUAAAAAAAAUAAAAAGUUCUUUUGUGUAAAGAGAAAUAUUUGACACAGGAAAUCUCACCACAAUUCAAUUACUCAUUGGGCCAAUGAGCUGUGAAAUGAAGCUUUCAUCUCCAUGAGACAUGAAAUAUGAAGCAUAGUUUCUGUAUGGAAAAGAAGCUCAUGCCAUAUUUGGGAAAACACUUUUUCUUUAUUAUAGAGGUUUUCUUACCCAGGUACAUGAGUAGGUUCACUCCAGAACUUAAUUUUUCAUCACUGGGAGGGGGGGGGAAUCUUAAAGCAUCAGUGCUUCUUCAUUUUUGAGAGAGAUUGGUUGGAAAUAAGGUCGUUUCAUAUGGAAACAAGAAAGUAGCAUUCGUUUUAAAAAUUUCAGACUAUGAACACUCAAAUCAGCACCAUGAAAUCUCAAGUAUUUGACCUUGAGUAGUGAAACUUACAUAGGGCGUGGGCGUACAAUGUGUACAGUUACAAGAUGUGAGACUGGUUUAAAAAACAGGGGACUUUCAAGAAAGCCCAGUGGCCACACUGAGCCAUGGCUACUUGCCAGUUCCUCCAAAUGGAGAACACUCCUUCCCUAGAGAAUGGGGUAAGGCUGAGGGUGGAGCUGCCCAUUAGCUAUUUACCGAUAUUUAUCACCAGCAGAUCUGAGCCUUCGGUUCUCACACUGAGGUAAACUAGGAUAGAAACUGGGAAAGAAUUUUUCAUUUGUUGGCUCUGAGAGGCUGAGUCCACGGGGAAGUUGCUGUUCUCUGAGUUCCAUAUGGGCUAGUGGUAAUGUCAUCAUACCAAACAAACCUGUAGGCCAUUUACUCCCUUAAGUGACAGGAAAAGAACGUUUUCACAGGCGUAAGGGAAAUUUCCAUCCUCCUUUUCAUUGCUUAGUCAUUUCUUGAGGUUGCAUGGACAUUUGAAUGAAGUGAUUAUGCCCUUCCUUUUCAACAAAAAUGGAACAAAACAAAAGUCUAUGAAGCCCUCAAACUAUUUAUUACCCUAACAAUGUUCUAUAGCCACUGAGACCCGAUUUAUGUUUUAUAUACAUAAACCACGAAUAAAGCAUUUCCUAAAGAAAGCCUUGAGCUUGAAUCUAAUCAGAAUUGUGGAGUUUGGCUUUUGUGAUUUCCACUCAGGGUUAUGGGUGUAGCUCACUUUUCUAGAAAAAUCACAGAUUACUCUGUGUACAAAUCUUGACCCAUUUCCUCUUUCUUUUUCCUGUUGGUGAAAGGCCACAUUGAAAUAGGCCCAUUUGGAGAGUUUUUAGAACACAUCUGUAAUCCAUAUGAAAAUUGUAUUCUCCAGAAUGUAUUUUCCUGAAAACACUCACUGAAAUUGCACUCAGGAUUAAAUGAAGCCCAGAUACACUGGUAAAGACUCAGGAUAUAGUUUUUCUGUAUGUUUAUCACUGAGUAAAUAAGCUAAAAAAAUUACACUUUGAAAACAUUAUAAAAAUAAUUCUCAAAUAUUAACAUGAAUUUCAAAUUUGUCCUCAGAUCACUAGGAAACAUCAAGUGAUAGAAAUUCCUUUUUCUUAAUUUCAGAUUUGACUUUAUCAUCUUUGCUUCUUCACAAGAUUUAAUGCAUUUUGAUUGUCUUCAUCCUUCAUAGAAAUGAAAGUCUGUGUUUGCUACAAAUUGAAUGUUCACGCUACCCGAAAUAAUAUUUUGGACUACAGACUGCAGGACAGUAUUGAUUCCUAAGUAGACUGACUAUAACCUCAUGAUAAGUCUGUGUAAGUGCAUGGGAAAACACAGUCAACAAUAAUCUUUGUAUAGAACUAUCAUGCUAUAUAUUUUCCUAUGUGGUGCUUGAGGAGUUUCAUUCUACAGUUUACAAGGUGUAGGUUUGCACCCCAAAUUCUCAGGGUAUGUUAUUUUACCCAAAUACUUGAAAGAAAAAGGUGCCCUGUAUUUUAUCAGUACUGUUGAAGGGGAAAAUUAUGUGUAAGUUUGUUCGAGAAAACUGCUUAUAAAAAAUCAAUCCCAUAAACUAUGUUAGGCUUUUACAUGAUUUCUAAGGAGAUAUAUACAUAGAUAAGAUAUAUAUUUUCAAGAGACUGCUUAUAUAUUCUUUAACUUCUGGGUCCCAAGUAGACCUCACAGGUGCAUAAAAUCAUUAACGAAGCACGUAGCAUUUGCUACAUGGUGCCUUGAGCUUGAAUCUAAUCAGAAUUGCAGACUUUCGUCCUCUAGAAAGGGAUCAUGUCCAUCUGUGACAUAUAUGAGGACAAGGCCCAGGGGAGGAUUCUGAAAAUUGGACUCCUUUGUAUGCCCCACAUCUCAGAAGAAAACUGAAUGUUCACAGCAUCAUUUAUCAGGUGUUAGCAUUCGGUGUUUCAUGUUGCAGCUAGAGUACAUCAUUAGAUUUAUUCCUGUUUAAUUCAUAAUGGUGCAGAAUAAAACACACACACACACACACACACACACACACAUCUAGUUUGAUUUUUUUUUUUAAUUUCUGAAUUACUUUUUACAAGCUAGUGUUAAGUUCUUCCUCAGGUUUCCUGAAUUACCUGCCAUACUUGUAUGCAUUUUCUAACUGGAGGCUCUCCCCCUUCCCCACCCCCACCCCC
This is a messenger RNA of Ictidomys tridecemlineatus (thirteen-lined ground squirrel), 14582 nucleotides long. Lineage: Eukaryota; Metazoa; Chordata; Mammalia; Rodentia; Sciuridae. The record is from RefSeq and is a predicted model, not a curated record.